Messenger RNA from Gryllus bimaculatus (two-spotted cricket), 2492 nucleotides. NCBI's taxonomy places the organism in Eukaryota, Metazoa, Arthropoda, Insecta, Orthoptera, Gryllidae. The record is from the annotation of a GenBank genome assembly.
ACUUGUUAUUCACCAGACCAAAGAAUAUAGAAUCUCUUAGAAUGUGUCAACGGUUUGGUGUACAUUCAUGGCAUUAUGGUGGGUUUUGUGUGGUGUGUCUUUUAGGUUACCUAUCUUUCAUUGCUUGCAAUGAAGUUUAGAAGUGUGUGUUAAAAUUUUGGUGAUUUUAUUUCCCCACAUCUACUGGAUAGAUAAUGGAGAAGAGAAAAAGAAAUGUACUUCCUUUAAAGUGUGUAAUUUUUGUUUGAUUGAAAUGUCUUUUGAAGCAGAAAAGAAAGUUACUUCCUUCGACUGCAAAUAAUAUAAAAUAGUUUAUUCAUAGUAUUAUUGGACUUCUUAAUUUUGAAUACAAUGGCUCACACAGUCAGAAUUCCGAUAUACGGACGACGACCACCGUGUGCUACUAGUUCUCGAAUAGACGACUGGCACCAACGAUUGCGUGUCCUGAGACUUGAGCGAUUGCGAAAACCUGAGAAACCAGAAGAUUUUGUGGUCUAUGAAGAUUCGGAUGACGAAGAAGAGAAUUUAGCAGCAGAGACACAAGUUCUUAGGACGUCUUACAAUUUUGUUGAUUAUGUUCGGUGCCGUGAAAUGGGCGGCAGGGAACCCAGUUGGGUUGGUUCAGAUUUUGGAUCUCGUCAUAUUCUCACUCAUGAAAUGUUCAAAGAAUAUUCCGUUUCUCUCAGCAACAUGAAUAAAGUAUUUUGUUCUCAGUGGCUUAGUGAUCGACAGGUUGUAUUUGGAACAAAGUGCAAUAAGCUUAUGGUGUAUGAUGUAGUCACAGAAAGGUUAGAUCAAAUACCAUCAUUACAAGGAAGAAGAGAUCCAGUUGCUGCACCCCAAGAACAGCAGUGUGGAAUUCAUUCUGUUCAGAUAAAUCCAUCUAAAACAUUGCUUGCUACUGGAGCUAGAAAUUCCAGUGAAAUUGCUGUGUAUCGUUUACCUACUCUUGAUCCUGUGUGUGUAGGGGAGGGUGCACACAGAGAUUGGGUGUUUGACAUGUGUUGGUUAGAUGAUCAGUUUCUGGUAUCUGGCUCAAGAGAUACAAGAAUGGCCUUGUGGAGAAUUCAAGAAGAUGAUCUAAUUAAUCGUGAGGAUGUUCCAUCAUAUAAACACAUACAAGCCCUUUCUGUAAAAGAUUGUAGAUCAGCUCAAAAAGUGAGAGCUGUUGCAUUUAAUAAAAGUUUCCAAGAAAUAGCAGCAUUGUCUCUAAAUGGAUAUAUUCAUAUAUGGAAUGCUGAAACAUUUAAACAGAAACUAUCGCGAAAAUUGCCAUCAUGCCAAGAGAAUGUCUGUCUUGCAGUACAGGACUCUGGAAUGUAUGCAGUUGGAUGUCGAUCUUACACUCUCCUAUUAGAUGCUCGCACAUUGCAAGCUGUUAAGAAGAUUCCUACUAGAUACAGUGGCUGUGGUAUUCGUUCUGCAAGUUUCCAAGGCAAUGUAUUGACUAUAGGAACUGGUGUUGGGAUUCUGAUGUUUUAUGAUUUACGUGCUGGGAAAUAUUUAGAUUCUAGCAUCAAUUCUAGUCGAACUGUUUUUCCAGAUGAGGAAUACAUAGAUGGCUUUCAACACAUCAAAUACACUCCAGCUAUAUAUACACAUUGCUAUGAUUCGUCUGGCACAAGACUCUUCACUGCUGGUGGACCUCUUCCUGCAAAUUUAUAUGGAAAUUAUGCUGGCCUAUGGCAGUGACAAAAGACUUUAGGAAAAGUAUGUUACUUCAUCAGUACCAUAUUGAAAAGUAUGAAUCUGAUAGCUCUUGUUUGUAUGCUAAUAUUCAUUGAUAUGUUAUGUUGUGUGAACUGUGUUUUUGACUACUAUUUAAUUAUCAGAAUAGCAUAAAAUGUCCCUGAAUUUUCAUAAUGUGAAUUAUCACUGCUAAUUUUUGAAUAUAUUUCUAGAAAAAAUAUCAAAUCAAUGUGCAGCCACUAGUAGUCGUUCAUCUUUUAUUUACGUUUGAAUAUGUUGCCGCAACAUAUUACAGGAAAAUAUGUCGAAAGGGUCCAACUACGUAUUUUAAACUUCCAGAGAAUGGAAUUUGUUUUUAUGUACCACAGUUUAUUUUUCAUGUCACACUUAAGGUUAUUCAAAAAAUUAUUGUACAUAAUGUUCUUAUGAUUGAUAGUUUUGCAUAAGUGUCUGAUAAAUGGAUUUGUGUGUGUGAUGGUGUCAUUGUAAUCACUGGCAAAAGAUCAGAAUGAAUUUUGUUAAUAAUUUUGAGACAUUCUUUGAAAUUUUGUUGCACUUUUUUUUUUUUUUUUUUAUUUUAUUUAAUUAAUUUAAAUAAAUUAAUUUUUUUCUCCCUUUUCCUUUUUUUACUUCACUGGUGGUUUGAAUUUCUGUCUCACUCUUUCCUAUUAUUCCCUUUUUUUGGGUUCAUUUUUAUCUGCCUUUGUACAUAGUAUGCAAUAUGUUGCAUCUUCCAAUUGUGUACAGCUAUUGUUUUUACUUUUUAUAUUUUAUUGCGCAAUAUAGUCAUUAAUUGUUAAUUG